Messenger RNA from Zingiber officinale, 1809 nucleotides. Its product is annotated as pentatricopeptide repeat-containing protein At1g08070, chloroplastic-like. Lineage: Eukaryota; Viridiplantae; Streptophyta; Magnoliopsida; Zingiberales; Zingiberaceae. Bases 1 to 1809 code for a protein of 602 amino acids. The record is from RefSeq and is a predicted model, not a curated record. Gene Ontology annotation, biological process: RNA modification. Gene Ontology annotation, molecular function: protein binding; RNA binding. The transcript has a single exon.
AUGCAGUUAAAUUUAUUUAUAUGCUUCCCUGAUUUGGACGAUGCAGAGUUUGCCUCCGAAAUUAUCAUGAUGCUGCACUUCUUCCCACACUACAGCUCUCCCUUUGUGCCCAGCCAUUACAUUUUCCUCCUGGAUCGAUGCGCCGCGCUAAGCCAAGUGAAACAAAUCCAAGCUCCUCUCGUCACUUUAGGCCUGCACACCAACCCCUUCCUCGUGGGCAAGCUCGUCGAGAUCCUCGCCAUUAAACUCCCACUCCAGCUCCACCUUCCACACUGCCUUCCCCAUGCCUUGCUCCUCUUCUCCCACUCCCACCAGACGCCCAACCUCUUCACCUGGAACACUCUCAUCAGGGCCCUCUCGCUCGGCCCCCAGCCUCUGCAUGCCCUCCACCUGUUCGCGCAGAUGCUCCGAACCCCGCCACUGCGCCCCGACGGUUAUAGCUACGCUUAUGCGCUCAAGGCGUGCGCUCGCUUGCGGGCGCGCGAGGCCGCGAGAGCCGUCCACGGCCUCAUGGUGGUCGCCGGAUCAGAUCUGUCCGGCGGCCACGCCACCAACUCGUUGAUGCACGCCUACGCUUCGUGCGGAGAGGUGGGAUGCGCCGGGAAGCUGUUCGACGCGGUUCCUGCGAAGGAGGACGUCAUUGCAUGGAAUGUUAUGCUGAGUUGCUUCGCUCAAAACGGUCUCCCGGUUGAAGCUAUGCAGCUGUCACGCGAGAUGUGGUCCGCCUGCGUUGCGCCGACCGACGUCACCAUGAUCAGUGUCCUCUCUGCCUGCUCUCAGGUCAAGGAAGUGGGUUUGGGAAGGCAAAUUCAUGGUCGCGUUUGCAAAAGAACGCUGCAAUUUGAAAAACUGGUCAAUCUGGGUACGGCCCUUAUCGACAUGUAUGCGAAAUGUGGUUGCCUGCUACAGGCGAAGCAGGUGUUCGACGAAAUGCGAGUAAGAGACGUCGGCGUGUGGAAUGCUCUUUUAGGCGCGUAUGUCCACAACGGCUUCUUCACGCAGGGCUUGCAGGUGUUCGAUGAAUUGCAGAGAGCCGGGCUCACCCCCGACGGACCGACGUUGGUCACUACCUUGACUGCCUGCGGUCACGCCGGCAUGCUCGACGCUGGGAAAAACAUCCACGCCUACUUGGAAGAAAGAUUUCCCUAUUUCGAUGCGGUACUGGGCACGUCAUUGAUUGAAAUGUACUCCAAAUGCGGCUGCACGGAGGGGGCACGCCAAGUGUUCGACAAAAUGCCGAAAAGAGAUGUCAUGGCGUGGAGCGCGAUGAUCAGGUCCCUUGCAGUUCACGGGCACAGCAGAGAGACCCUUGAAUUGUUCCACCUCAUGCAGCGCUCUGGUGUGCGGCCUGACGCUGUUACAUUUGUGGCGGUUCUGAAUGCCUGUAGCCACGCCGGGUUGGUGGAAGACGGAUUGAGCUACUUCAGAUCCAUGCAGAGGGAGUUCGGAAUUUCUCCCAGAGUGGAGCAUUACGGUUGCUUGAUCGACCUUCUGAGCAGGGCGGGGAAGGUGAGGGAAGCUUUGGAGUUGGUGAGGUCGAUGGAGGGCAGAGCGAAUGAGAUUGUUUGGAGGAGUCUUCUGAGUGCUUGCAGGGUGGAAUUAGACGUGGAAGUGGCUGAGAUUGCAGUGGCAGGCUUGAGGAAGUUACGGUCGGAGCACUGUGGAGAUUAUGUACUUUUGUCCAACAUAUACGCUGGAAAAGGAAUGUGGAAUGAAGCAAUUAGAGUGAGGAAGGAGAUGAAGGAGGGAUCUGUAAGGAAGAUCCCUGCAUUUAGUUUGAUUAACUCAGGCGAUCAUGCUUGUGCAUGA